CGAUGGCUUCUUCCUUUUUCUUUUGUGCGACUGUUUUUCUUUUGUGCACCUUUGCUAAAGCUACUCAGCCACCUGGUCUCACUUUAACAGUUGUCAACAACUGUCCCUUCACCAUUUACCCAGCUAUCCAACCCAACGCCGGUCACCCUGUCCUCGAAAAAGGCGGUUUCUCCCUUCAAACCUUGACCCACCGUUCCUUCCCCGCACCCACAGCCCACUGGUCCGGUCGUAUCUGGGCUCGAACAGGUUGCACCAACUCCAACGGCCAAUUCUAUUGCGCCACCGGAGAUUGCGGCCACCGCAUAGAGUGCAAUGGCCUGGGUGGCGCAACCCCAGUGACGCUGGCGCAGUUCAGCCUCCACCACGGAGGCGAAAAAGACCUCUCUUCCUACGAAGUCAGCCUCGUCGACGGUUUUAACCUCCCUAUGACAGUGACCCCACAUGAAGGCAAAGGCGUUUGCCCCGUCGUCGGGUGUAGGGCUAAUCUGCUCGCCACGUGUCCAAACGAGUUACAAUUCAGGUGGCCGAUGGGUAAAGGCCCGGUGGUGGGUUGCAAGAGUGGGUGCGGAGCCUUUGGUACGGACGAGCUUUGUUGUAGGAACCAUUACAAUAGUCCAGAGACGUGUAAGGGUUCGAGUUAUUCAGAAUUUUUCAAGCACGCUUGCCCCGCCACGUUUACGUAUGCGCAUGAUAGCCCAUCGCUCAUGCACGACUGUUCUUCCCCACGUGAACUUAAGGUUAUCUUUUGUCACUAGCUUAGCUACAAGGCAACACAAAGAUGAAAUAAAACUUUUAGACCCAUAUAUGUGUGUGUUAUGUUUGUUUUUAAGUUGGAUUGAAGAAUCAAUGGUGUUGAAC
This is a messenger RNA of Hibiscus syriacus, 858 nucleotides long. RefSeq names its product osmotin-like protein. The transcript has a single exon. NCBI's taxonomy places the organism in Eukaryota, Viridiplantae, Streptophyta, Magnoliopsida, Malvales, Malvaceae. Gene Ontology annotation, biological process: defense response. The record is from RefSeq and is a predicted model, not a curated record. Bases 3 to 755 code for a protein of 250 amino acids. Gene Ontology annotation, cellular component: extracellular region.